Chanos chanos (milkfish) is the source of this 807-nucleotide messenger RNA. RefSeq names its product Fc epsilon receptor IgFc epsilon receptor Ig (gene fcer1g). The transcript has 5 exons. Lineage: Eukaryota; Metazoa; Chordata; Actinopteri; Gonorynchiformes; Chanidae. Gene Ontology annotation, cellular component: membrane; Fc-epsilon receptor I complex. Gene Ontology annotation, biological process: cell surface receptor signaling pathway. Gene Ontology annotation, molecular function: IgE receptor activity. Bases 43 to 330 code for a protein of 95 amino acids. The record is from RefSeq and is a predicted model, not a curated record.
CACAAACAAGCAGUUUUCUGUUCUGCUGCGAUAGCGAUCGCAAUGAAAGGUCAAGUCUCUUCUCUCGCCGUUCUUUCUCUGUGGAUGAGCUUCGGCAGUGUGAGUGCCGCAUUGGAGGAGCCUAAGAUUUGCUACAUCCUGGAUGGUAUUCUUUUCUUUUAUGGAAUCCUUCUCACCAUUCUCUACUGCAGACUCAAGGUGAUGAAGGAGGCUGAGAAGAGCAGUUCCUACAGUGUGAAGAAAGCAGCUACAGAGGGGGUUUAUGAAGGGUUGGCUCCUCGUGAUCAGGACACUUAUGAAACCAUACAGAUGAAAAAAACAGGCCAGUGAGAGAGGAGGAAAACAGAGGAGAUUAAAAACGUGACAAUAACACCUUUCUCAGGGGCUUCCCGACCUCUGUGCAUCAUCGCUCUGUGGCUGGACAUCUAAGCUCUUCCUCAGUAUUGAUAACUAGUAAACGUCAUGUGUGUCUUUUAAGACGCCGCAUGCAUAGGAACACAUGUCUACUGCUACUGUAAUAUGUUACCCAAUGUCUUCGUCCUGUACUUUCUGAUAUGCUUAUGUAACUAUUGUAAAGUCCAAUGAAGUAGCUAAUAUGCCAGUAACUUGCCCAGUAAGAACUGUGUAUACUGUAAACUGUGUAAAUUCUUUUAUUUAUUCCUUUUAAUGAACUGGAGGACUCAGUUCUCACUGAAACAGCAACCUCCUACCCUGACUAAUCAGGCUUUGAACACGGAAAUGUAUAAUGUAUAUUGAUACAUAAACUAUUCAUAAAUCUUAGUUAGUAAACCCUUAAGUCAUGGUUUU